UUCUUCAGACUUCAUAGGUUCAACGGGACUUCGUUGUUUUCUAGGACUAUUACUGGAGCUCAUUUAUAUCUAACUGCAACAUAGGAAGCUAGUGUUUUGAAUGGCUGGCGAAGCAGCGCCGCCUCCAGGCGUCCAGCCACUCAUACCAGAGCGGCUUCUCGAUGUACCCUCUCAGCGUUUGUAUUACUUGAGUUUGGGCUUGCUGCUGCAGGCCAUCAAGGUGUUCGACGUCCUCCAAAACAUCUUCAUGUCCGAUGCGACAACAUACUACGGCAGAAAAUGGCUGACAGCCGAUUUUCUCUACAUCGUGACGCUCUCUCAGCUCCGAAUACCACGUUUAAAGUACAGCAAGGCUAUCGUCUUACUCCAAAUUAUGUCCAUCUGGUUCCUCGAUGGCAUGCUCUUUGGAGGAAUUAGCUUAAACCUUGGGUUAAUGGGAUCCUCCGAAACAACUAGCGUGCCCUCCGGUUUCUCAAAUCGACCAGACCUUCCAUCUACUCCUGAACCGUUCCGGCUCUCUGACAUCCUUUCUCCGCUAACGUUCGGUUUCUUUUCAUUCGACACAACCCUCAAAGAUCCCCAUCUGCUCGGCCAACACACGGUCCGUAUGUCUCCCAUCAGCACUGCUCAUUUCAAUCCACACCACCAUACUUUUUGCCUCCCGCCUGUCUCGUCUGCACAUGUGCUCGUUCCGAUCCUUGUGAACAACACAAUCCCGACAAAUGUGCGCUAUUCUUUUACUCCACUUGGUUCGGGGCGCGUGGAGUACACCGAGUUGGGCACGAAGGAGUUGAAAGCAAUUGAACAAGCUAGAGUAGAGGGACUACAGGUUGUGCGAAGCAAGGAAGUGGAUGCGUAUGAUGAGUACGAUGACGAGGAUGAUGAAGAAACCGAUUCUGCUACGCGCCUGCAAAAGACACAAAGCUUGGUACACCUUCGUCUCUCCAAACCAGGGACCAUAAAGCUUGACCGGGUGCUUGACAGUUCAAACGUUGCAGCACGCCUUGUUCACCCGGUCGAAGUGACCGUUGUACCCUGUCCGACUGCACAGUACACUGAUGAUGAGGUGCGAGAUGUUCACUGUGCGGGUGAAACAUCUGGCGUGGACCUUACCAUCGAUAUACGAGGUGUCCCUCCGCUGAGCCUACGGUGGUCAAAGGAUGUUAGUGGGAGGAAAGAAUAUUUUCUUGUUGAAGGCAUCGAGGAUAGCAGCCACUCGCAUACCGCACAAGAGGUCGCCCGUGCUCGUGUACCUCAGAAACUCAAAGUUCCGUUGUCUUUGUCUUUGGAUGCUCUCGGCAAGCACACAUAUACCCUGGAGAAUAUUAUUGAUGGCAUGGGAAAUGCUGUGCACCUCGAUGACGAGCAUCAUGACACAAAGAUCACACGGUCACUCUCUGUUCUGCGCCGUCCGAGUGUGUCGUUCAAAUCAUGCGGUCCAGGCAACCCGACUUCGCUCCUUGUUGGCUCAGAGGCUCCAGUAGCACUUACAGUAUCCGACUCAGACCCCCUAGAUGGGCCGUGGAACAUCGACGUGAGGUUCGAGCCCGCUAGUGGGGAUGACAAGCGCAUGAAACCAUGGGACAAGAAACUGCAGACCCAGGAAAACAAGAAUGACGUUGUGCUGAAGGCAGGCGUUCCAGGAGAGUAUGUUAUCACCGGCAUCAAAGGCAAGUAUUGCGAUGGCGAUGUGCUUGCUCCUGAAACAUGUAAGGUUGUCGAGAAAGCGAUGCCCACCGCAGAAAUCGAGUGGAAGAGGAUUCAUGAAUGUUCCGGCGACACAGGGGUCUCUGCGUCUCUUGUCAUGCACGGCACACCUCCAUUCCAGGUUUACUACCGCACGCAGCGUGACGCAGAGCCCCCACGUGAUCUUUUCAAGACGUUCACGUCAUCUCGUGGCGAACUCACUCUGCAGCCAGAGCACAGUGGUCACUAUUAUUACACCUUUGUGCAACUCAGUGACGCCUACUACAAAAAGGUCGCGCUUGAUGGCCCGAGCAUUGACCAAAUUGUGCAUCCUCUAGCAGCAGCUGACUUUGUGGGCGGCCGCGGAAAGACGGCCGUCAGCAGUUGUGAGGGCGCGACUGUGGGCAUUGAGGUAGAUUUGAGGGGCACACCUCCUUGGAACUUGGAGCUGCAGGUUGUGGGUCCGCGCAGUACGGAUGCACUGAAAAUCGCCGACAUAAAGACGUCACCCACAAGGAUAUUAGUACCUAUACCCAGCGUUGUCGACAAGGAGGGCGGAACAUUCGAUGUCGAGUUAGUGAGCGUUGUGGAUAGCUACGGAUGCAAGCGACCAAUAUCAGUUCCUGGCGUAUCUGUGAAUGUCAGGAGAGUGAAGCCAACCGUCAAGUUCUAUGGCAAGCAAGGCCAACGGGAGAUCACUAUUCUAGAAGAUGAUGGUGCUGACCUGCCACUUCGGCUGACAGGCGACGGACCAUGGAAAAUCAAGUACCGUCACAUGGGCAACCCAGAUCGUCUGCACACUGUUAUGCUAAAGUCGCCCAAUGAUCAUAUCCGUGUCACGCAAAAGGGUAUCUACGAAAUUAUGGAGGUUAUGGACUCUCAAUGCCCUGGAUCUGUGAUCGAAAAUGAGAACAUUUACACUGUCGACUGGGUGCCGCGACCUUCUGCUAGACUGGAUCCUUCAACUCCUUCCACCUUCGAGCCAUAUAAUAGGUCACACAUACUUCCUCCAAUUUGCCGAGGCCAGGACGCCCACGUCGAUCUCGAGCUCACAGGUCGACCCCCCUUCCAGAUUAUGUACAACAUUGCACGCAACGACGAAUCGGGUGGCACAAUAGUACUCGACCAACCAACGUUCAGUAGCAUCCAGCCUCGUACGCGUUUCCAGCUGCACACGUCAAUCGUUGGGCGCAAGUAUUAUGAAGUCAAACAAAUCGGGGACAGCGCAUAUCCUCUCGCGAAGCACAAGAACACUGUCAUCCCUCGUUCAGACCGCCUUCUUUUCGAGCAGGAGGUAAUGCCAAGGCCGUUGGCGAAGUUCAAGAAUGACAACAGAAUGCCUUUCUGCUUGAACGAUGCACUUACCCCUCGCGAAGCUUUCUCAAAUGAUGGUGGUGUUAUUCAGCUUGAAGGGACACCGCCCUUCCAGCUCGCGCUGUCCAUCAGAAACCUAGCCGCGAGCCACGUGUACAAGGAAACGAUCGAGGUGAACGACAAGACCUGGAGGCUUGAUCUUCCUUCCUAUCACUUCACAUCCAUUGGUCCUCAUCAAAUCACAAUCGAGUCCGUCCAGGACUCAUCGCACUGCGAACAGAAGGAGCUGCAUCCUUUGCGUCGCUCUAUAUGGAUUGACGUCGCAGAAUCCGCUGCGAUCACUCCCAUCGACAAGAGAGUAGACUUCUGUGCCGGUGAAGUGGCUCAAUUCCAGCUCGAAGGCAAGCCACCUUGGUCGAUCGGGUACCGCAUCAACGGCAAGUCUUACACCCAAGAAGCAAAGACGUCCCCAUUUUCUCUCGUGCAACAACAAGCAGGGGAAUUCACGAUUACGUCCGUCUCGCAGCAGCAGAAGCUAUGCCAGGCUACAGUUACAGACCUGCAAUUUACUGUUCAUCCUCUCCCAUCUGCCCAAGUCGCUCGCGGGAAGCGGAUAUACCAGGAUAUUCAUGAAGGUGACCAAGCAGAAAUCGUCUUUACACUGAUCGGAGAGCCACCGUUCACGUUCACUUACCAACGAGCCGAGCCAAUUCCCAAGAAAGGCGGCAAGCCAGGAAAAAUUCUGGAAACACAUACCGUGUCCGGUGUCACGACGCACGAAUACUCCAUAUUCUCUGCGCUUGAAGGAACGUGGACAGUAACAUCCAUCUCUGACCGUUACUGCCGAUACCCCACACAGCCAGAUAGUGUAGCAGAAAAGUCACGACACUAGGCUCUGAGAUGUGAACGCCGCCUGAUUUUAGCAUAUAUCACAUGUAGCUUUAAACUUUGGACUGAUAAUAGUAGCAUCAAACAUUCUGGUAGUGUGUGUACAUAGCUAGUCUCGUCACCGGCCACCUUAUUUUGGCGAGGGCUGAAGUGUCUCACACAGUUUUUCCACCACUCAUCAAAGUAGUGCUUGUAAGGAUAUGUAGUCGUUCCGAGUAAAUACAGGGCUGAUUUUACAUUCACUUAUCUGUCCUUCCUCUAAACCUGGACAGACGAAAUGUAGAACCACUUUGAGACUGGGAUGGAAGGAUCGAUGG
Messenger RNA from Suillus paluster, 4205 nucleotides. RefSeq lists its product as uncharacterized. NCBI's taxonomy places the organism in Eukaryota, Fungi, Basidiomycota, Agaricomycetes, Boletales, Suillaceae. Gene Ontology annotation, biological process: nuclear pore organization; protein import into nucleus. Gene Ontology annotation, cellular component: nuclear pore transmembrane ring. The transcript is spliced from 15 exons. Gene Ontology annotation, molecular function: structural constituent of nuclear pore. The record is from RefSeq and is a predicted model, not a curated record. The coding region runs from base 101 to 3892 and encodes 1263 amino acids.